ACCCUCCUAGGGCUCUGGCGGCGGCAGAGUGAACGGGACGGGCCCGGUCGCAGAGCGCGGGGCGGCGGGUGGGACCCGGGCGCCUGGCAGAGUUGUUCCGGCCCUGCCCGCGGAGACGUGAGGAGGUGGAUGUGGGAAGAGAGGUUUGCAGCACUGAAAUGGAGGUCAGAGCUUCAUUACAGAAGAUUAGUGGGUCAUCGGAUUCUGUGACUACACUGAACAGUGAAGAAUUUGUUUUGGUUCCUCAGCAUGCAGAUGAUACUUCUACAAAAGAUGAUGAAAAACCUGAACUGAAGAUAGUUUCUAAUGGUGAUGAACAACUGGAAAAAGCCAUGGAAGAGAUUUUGAGAGAUUCUGAGAAAGGCCAAAGCAGCCUUCUUGUUGAUUGUCCGAGUUCCAGUGAGAUUUCAGACCAUUCAUUUGGAGAUGUUUCGGCCAGCCAAAUAAAUAAGCCGUCUCUUCAAUUAAUUUUGGAUCCGUCGAAUACAGAAAUUUCUACACCCAGACCAUCUUCUCCAAGUGGAAUACCUGAAGAAGAUAGUGUUUUAUUUAACAAACUGACCUACUUAGGAUGUAUGAAGGUUUCUUCCCCACGUAAUGAAGUGGAGGCUUUACGGGCAAUGGCAACUAUGAAAUCUUCCAGUCAGCACCCCUUUCCUGUUACUCUGUAUGUGCCAAAUGUUCCAGAAGGUUCUGUGAGAAUCAUAGACCAAUCCAACAACAUGGAGAUAGCAUCUUUUCCAAUUUAUAAGGUGUUAUUCUGUGCACGUGGACAUGAUGGGACAGUAGAGAGCAAUUGCUUUGCAUUUACAGAGAGUUCCCAUGGUUCAGAAGAAUUCCAGAUACAUGUUUUCUCCUGUGAAAUUAAAGAGGCAGUAAGCAGAAUUUUGUAUAGUUUCUGUACCGCUUUCAAACGGUCUUCUAGACAAGUAUCUGAUGUUAAAGACUCAGUUAUUCCUACCCCUGACAGUGAUGUAUUUAUCUUCAGUGUCUCCUUGGAGGUAAAAGAAGAUGAUGGAAAAGGAAACUUUAGUCCUGUGCCUAAGGAUAGAGAUAAAUUUUAUUUCAAAUUAAAACAAGGGAUAGAGAAGAAGGUUGUGAUUACAGUGCAGCAACUUUCUAACAAAGAAUUAGCUAUUGAAAGAUGUUUUGGAAUGUUAUUAAGCCCAGGUCGAAACGUGAAGAACAGUGACAUGCAUUUACUGGAUAUGGAAUCCAUGGGGAAGAGCUAUGAUGGGAGAGCUUAUGUUAUCACUGGCAUGUGGAACCCCAAUGCACCAAUAUUUCUGGCACUUAAUGAAGAAACCCCAAAAGAUAAACGAGUGUACAUGACUGUGGCGGUGGAUAUGGUAGUCACGGAGGUGGUGGAGCCUGUCCGCUUUCUCCUGGAGACAGUAGUCCGCGUGUACCCUGCAAACGAGCGAUUUUGGUAUUUCAGCAGAAAGACUUUCACAGAGACUUUCUUCAUGAGGUUGAAACAGUCUGAGGGAAAAGGCCAUACCAAUGCUGGAGAUGCAAUAUAUGAGGUGGUGAGUCUACAGCGAGAGUCUGAGAAGGAGGAACCAAUCACUCCUAUUAGUGGAGGGGGCCCAUUGUCACCCCAGGAGGAUGAAGCAGAAGAGGAGAGUGAUAAUGAACUCUCGAGUGGAACAGGUGAUGUGUCUAAGGAUUGUCCUGAGAAGAUCCUAUAUUCUUGGGGAGAAUUGCUAGGAAGAUGGCACAGUAAUCUUGGUGCGCGACCAAAAGGGCUAUCUACUCUGGUGAAGAGUGGUGUUCCUGAAGCAUUGAGGGCAGAGGUAUGGCAAUUAUUAGCAGGCUGCCAUGACAACCAGGCAAUGCUGGAUAGGUACCGACUUCUUAUCACAAAGGACUCAGCCCAGGAGAGUGUUAUUACUCGAGAUAUUCAUCGUACAUUUCCUGCACAUGAUUACUUUAAAGAUACCGGAGGAGAUGGCCAGGAAUCUCUGUACAAGAUCUGCAAGGCCUACUCUGUCUAUGACGAAGACAUUGGGUACUGUCAAGGACAGUCUUUUCUUGCCGCUGUAUUGCUGCUGCAUAUGCCAGAGGAACAAGCAUUCUGUGUCUUGGUGAAAAUCAUGUAUGACUAUGGUUUACGAGACCUCUACAAAAACAACUUUGAAGAUCUUCACUGCAAAUUCUAUCAGUUGGAGAGACUAAUGCAGGAGCAGUUACCGGACCUGCACGGCCAUUUUUCUGAUCUGAACCUGGAAGCUCAUAUGUAUGCAUCCCAGUGGUUUCUCACUCUUUUUACUGCCAAGUUCCCACUCUGCAUGGUCUUCCACAUCAUUGACUUACUGCUUUGUGAGGGUUUGAACAUAAUCUUUCAUGUAGCCUUGGCUCUCCUAAAGACCUCAAAGGAAGAUCUUCUGCAGGCUGAUUUUGAAGGUGCUUUAAAGUUCUUCAGAGUCCAGCUUCCAAAGAGAUACAGGGCAGAGGAAAAUGCAAGAAGGUUAAUGGAGCAGGCUUGCAAUAUUAAGGUACCGACCAAGAAGCUAAAGAAAUAUGAGAAAGAAUAUCAGACAAUGCGAGAGAGUCAGCUGCAGCAGGAAGACCCAAUGGAUAGAUACAAGAGGGAGAACCGGAGAUUACAAGAGGCCAGCAUGAGGUUGGAACAAGAGAAUGAUGACCUUGCCCAUGAACUAGUAACCAGCAAAAUUGCUCUGCGGAAUGACUUGGAUCAGGCAGAAGACAAGGCAGACGUGCUGAAUAAGGAGCUCCUCUUGACCAAACAGAGGCUGGUAGAGACUGAGGAAGAGAAGAGGAAACAAGAGGAGGAGACAGCUCAGCUGAAAGAAGUCUUCAGGAAACAGCUAGAGAAGGCAGAAUAUGAAAUAAAGAAGACUACAGCUAUCAUUGCCGAGUAUAAACAGAUCUGUUCCCAGUUGAGUACCAGACUGGAGAAACAGCAAGCAGCCAGCAAGGAGGAGCUGGAAGUGGUAAAGGGUAAAAUAAUGGCAUGUAAACACUGCAGUGACAUUUUCAGCAAGGAGGGUGCUUUGAAAGUAGCAGCCAUAAGCAGAGAGGACCAGGGAAUUGAAUCGGAUGAUGAGAAGGACUCUCUUAAGAAGCAGCUGAGGGAGAUGGAGCUGGAAUUGGCACAAACCAAACUGCAGCUGGUGGAGGCCAAGUGUAAAAUCCAGGAACUUGAACAUCAGAGGGGAGCCCUUAUGAAUGAAAUCCAAGCUGCAAAAAACUCUUGGUUUAGCAAAACCCUUAACUCUAUCAAAACGGCCACGGGAACGCAGCCACUGCAGCCGCCACAGGCCACCCAGCCCCCCAAGGAGAGCACAUAGGUCCAGCCUCACCCAAGUACAAGAGCACAACGAUCAAAGCAACGGAAACCCAGGAUGAUUCCUGGUGUCCCUUUAAAAGGAAGGAAAGGAGGCCAGAAAGCAAGCCAGGAUCUUUCAGUAGCUCUUACUCUUUCUUGUAUGACACUUUUAAAAAAGGGAUGUUAUUUAAACUAACCUGAUUUAUGUUGAAUACCUGUUUUUGUGCUUCCUCAUCGAAGACUGUGUUCCGAUCCAUCAUAGUAU
Molecule: messenger RNA, 3557 nt
Organism: Eubalaena glacialis (North Atlantic right whale)
Lineage: Eukaryota; Metazoa; Chordata; Mammalia; Artiodactyla; Balaenidae
Gene: RABGAP1L
Product: RAB GTPase activating protein 1 like
Exons: 26
Coding region: 159-3314 (1051 amino acids)
Source: RefSeq, a predicted model, not a curated record